Molecule: messenger RNA, 2518 nt
Organism: Mizuhopecten yessoensis (Yesso scallop)
Lineage: Eukaryota; Metazoa; Mollusca; Bivalvia; Pectinida; Pectinidae
Product: ABC transporter G family member 14-like
Exons: 15
Coding region: 543-2384 (613 amino acids)
Cellular component (GO): plasma membrane
Molecular function (GO): ABC-type transporter activity; ATP hydrolysis activity; ATP binding
Source: RefSeq, a predicted model, not a curated record
AAAGUGUAGAUGUUCUGAUAUGGGAUCCAACAAACCGGUCAAACUGACUUUAAAUCAAGAGUUGACUGAGGUCAUACACUGGUACUCGCAUGCAACACUGGUUAUGCAUUAUAUGAUAUAAUUCACUUGAGCGAGUGUGGCACAAAUAACAUGUGUACACUGUGAUGCCUACUGCCAGCGUCAAUGUUACAUAUAUAGGCCACAAGUCAGCCAGUGGUGCGAACGUAAAGGCACAUUUCAGAAAUAACUUUUAUGAAACUGAGUUUAACCACACACAGCUCAAUCAAUGACAACACAAAAUAGCUGUGUGCGAUACAGUAUACACACGCGUGGUUAGUUAAUAGUGAACAGUGUGUUAUAUUUGUGGUAAAUAAAAACACGAUACAUUAGACCGCAUAUCAGUGUUAUCUUAAAAGUAAUAAUGCAAUGCUGUAAUUCCCCCGUCACAUGGACGAAUACAGGAAAUCAAGACAAUGACAAGAUAACCGCCGACAUGAUGAGGCGAUGAUGAUUAUACAUUGUAUUACCUGUCAAGUUUAGAAAUGGAGAGCGUUUCGAAGUCCUCCAAGCUGGAGUUUAAAGAUUUGAUGGUGUCAACUAAAUCUAAGGUGCUACUGAAGAAUGUAUCCGGAUCAGCGUCUAGUGGUGAUCUGCUGGCCGUUAUGGGGCCUACAGGCGCUGGAAAAACAACUUUUCUCAAUGUACUAGCGGGAAGAGUAUCACGUGACUCCGGGACAAUCACUCUGAACAGGUCACCUUUAAACAAAACACAGCGACGUCGCCUUGGUUAUGUGUUGCAGGAUGACAUAUUCCUGUCAAACCUGACGUUGUGGGAAACACUUUACUUUACAGCGAUGAUACGUAUACCAGACCAAGUAUCAAAACAAGAAAAGACGGAGAAAAUAAAUACAAUUGUCGAAUCAUUGGGUCUAAAAAAGUGCUUACAUACAGCUAUUGGGGAUAUUUUUUGUCGCGGUUUAUCCGGGGGAGAGAAGAAGAGAGCAAACAUUGCCUGUGAGCUGCUAACAGACCCAGAUAUACUUCUAAUAGACGAGCCGACCUCUGGUUUAGACUCUAGUACUGCACACACGCUGAUGGUUCAGCUGAAGAACUACGCCACAGAGUUUAACAAGACAAUAGUUGCCACUAUUCACCAGCCCUCCAGCCAAGUGUUUCAUAUGUUCUCCACCUUACUGCUACUCGUGGAAGGAGAGAUGGCAUACUUUGGUUUAGCCAAUAUGGUAAUAGAGCAUUUCGCUAGCCUUGGAAUGACAUGUAGUCAACAUUAUAAUCCUGCCGACUUCCUCAUGCAGAUGUUAACCCUUGAUACGAACACAAAGGAGAAUGAAACAGACACACAGAAGUUCGAAAGUCUGCAGUUGUUAAUUAGCCUGCGAAACGGAUACUCUGUUACAGAAACAGACAUGGAGGGAAGGAUAGGCCCAACAGAGGUGCCUCUUAUGCAUGUGAGAACAUUCUCUGAUGACGGUAAAACAGGUGGCGAUGCUGUCGAAAGGGAGACAACUCGCCGAUGGCCAACAUCCUUCUGGACACAGUUUAAAAUGCUGAACUGGAGAUCGUAUAAGCAAUCCAAGGGAAGAAUACUGCACAAAUUUGACCUGAUACAAGCUGCUUUCAUUGCUGCUUUUGCCAGUAUAUUGUUCUUCCAAAUAGAAGAUUCAGCCAACACUGUCCGAGACAGAAUGGGUUUGGUAAUGAUCACCUUGACGUAUUGGUCUUUUCAAAUGUUAAUCACUACGAUUUUAGGAUUUACUGGUGAGCGGGCGGUUGUCAGCAAGGAUCGGUCUGCCGGGGCGUACCGACUGUCAGCCUAUUACCUCGCCAAGAUUACCAGUGAGAUGCCCCUCCUACUGUCCGUCCCUUUCCUGUUCAACACUGCCGUGUACUGGUUGGCUGGUCUGGGAGGUGUGGACGGCUACUUUGUGUACCUCGGUAUUGGUAUCCUUAAUUGUCUCAUGAUACAGAGUUUGGCUCACAACCUUGGAGUAUUGAUUAAAGACGUCAGGCUGAGCAUGAUGGCUGGAAACGUGAUCAUAAUGGGUGGACUAUUGCUGGGAGGAUUCCUCAAUAUCAGUCCACCUGAAUGGCUGUUGUGGGUAAAGUACCUCACAUUUGUCCACUACCCCUACUCCGCCAUUAUGACGUAUAUACUAAAGGAUAUGACUGACGUAUGGUGUAACCAAACAAGUACAAAUAUCUUCCCCCAGUGUCUAGGCAAUGUCACAGAAGUGCUGACAUCACGUGACAUACUAACAGGGAUCGGUGUGGAUCUUCCUAUCUACUUCUACAUCAUGACAAUUGUGUUUGCUAUCAUGAUUUUUUAUGUACUGGGUUACUUCUCGUUGAAAUGGAAACGAGUGUGACGACGAAUCGUUCUGUUUUUCGAGGUUCUAUGCGGUUCGAGCUGGUUUUCUCGGUGAUAAACAUCUAUUAAUAAUUAUAUUUAUACCAAUGUGUUUCGGAAUCUUAAUUGAUACUGUUUACAUAAUAAAGUCAU